Molecule: messenger RNA, 7816 nt
Organism: Leguminivora glycinivorella
Lineage: Eukaryota; Metazoa; Arthropoda; Insecta; Lepidoptera; Tortricidae
Gene: Prosap
Product: SH3 and multiple ankyrin repeat domains protein 3
Exons: 25
Coding region: 196-4491 (1431 amino acids)
Cellular component (GO): postsynaptic membrane; postsynaptic density; dendritic spine
Molecular function (GO): ionotropic glutamate receptor binding; synaptic receptor adaptor activity
Source: RefSeq, a predicted model, not a curated record
CCGCGGGGGUCGGACGCUGCGCCGGUCUUGCGUAUUUGUUACGGUCGAUAUUAACCUCUCGGAUUUCGUGUGUUGUGUGUGAAAUAAGUGUGUUUUUAGAGCUAAUACACUACAGUGAACUUGUGCAACGGAUUACUGUUUUGUGUGUUGACAAACUUGGAUUUUUCACUGUUGCGGUUUUGUGAUGUCGUAGGCAUGGAAGGCGAGAGCCCCGAGCCGUCGGGCUGGCUGCUGGUGCGAGUGCACGUGCCCGAGCUGAACGUGCAGAAGAGCCUGCAGUUCCCCCGGGACCAGCUCGUGUGGGACGUCAAGCAGCAGUGCCUCGCUGCGUUGCCCAAGGUGGCCACUUGGUACAGGGAGCUGAAAGAAAGCUUCAACUAUGGCCUCUUCUGUCCGCCCGUCAACGGCAAGGCUGGCAAGUUCCUGGACGAGGAGCGACGCCUGGGGGACUACCCCUUCAACGGCCCAGUUGGUUACCUCGAGCUGAAGUACAAGCGGCGCGUGUACAAGAUGCUGAAGCUCGACGAGAAGACGCUGAAGGCGCUGCACUCGCGCGCCAACCUACGACGCUUCUUAGAGCACGUUGCUCACGCGCAGAUCGACAAGCUCACUAAGGCCUGCGCCAAGGGGCUCGACCCCAACUUCCACUGCUCGGAGACCGGAGAAACCCCUCUAACCAUCGCAGCGGGCCUAAAAUCCCCCGGAAAAGUCCUAAUAGCCCUCGUGAACGGCGGCGCGCUCCUAGACUACCGGACGAAAGACGGCUCCACGGCUAUGCACAGAGCCGUCGAAAAGAACUCACUAGAAGCCGUGAAGACUUUACUAGAGCUGGGAGCGUCGCCGAACUAUAAAGAUGGGAAGGGACUGACGCCGUUAUAUUUAUCGGUGACGAAUAAGACGGAUCCUCUGCUUUGUGAGACUCUGCUGCACGAUCAUGCGACCAUCGGUGCUGCGGACUUGCAGGGGUGGCUGGAGGUUCAUCAGGCGUGUCGCAACGGCCUAGUGCAACACUUAGACCACCUCCUAUUCUACGGCGCCGACAUGAACGGACGGAACGCGUCCGGCAACACGCCGCUUCACGUAUGCGCUGUCAACGCUCAGGACUCCUGCGCGCGGCAGCUGCUGUUCCGUGGGUGCGACAAGGAAGCUCUCAACUUCGCCAACCAGACGCCCUACCAGGUAGCCGUGAUAGCAGGAAACCUGGAACUAGCGGAGGUCAUCAAAAAGUACAGGGCCGAGGAAGUCGUGCCGUUCCGGGGCCCGCCGCGGUACAACCCGCGCCGGCGCUCGGCCGCGUGGGGCUGGCUGGGCGGCGGCUGGCCGGGCGACCGCUCGUCGCUCGCCUCCUCCACGAGGAUCCCCGAGCUGGACGCCAUGCUGCGCCCGAGCGUGCCCGAGCCCUGCCUCGACCGCCCCUUCUCCUCCGCCUCCUCCAGCAUUAGCGACGCCUCGCACCCCAGCCACGAGGACGACGCGAGCAUUCUCACAGAUAAGAGCGCGGACGUUAGCGACAUCAUCUCGGACUCGAGCGGCGUGGGCACGAACUCGGACACCACGUGCUCGCUGCAGGGCGCCGCCACCGCCGUCUGUCUGCAGCCCUUCGAGCCGCAGCAGCCCGGCCAGCUCCGGCUCAACCAGGGGGAUAUCGUUGAAGUGACCGGCGCGACGGAUGACGGAUUCCUUGAGGGUUGCGUACGCGCCACCGGAGCUGCAGGGUUGUUCCCCGCGCACUGCGUGCAAGAGGUGCGGCUGCGGCAAAACAAAAACGUACAGGCAUUACAAGCGGGUCCCAUUCACCACUCACGAGUGAACGGGCGACGGGAAAUGCCUCUAAGCAAGACGUACAGCGCCACCGCACCCAGGAUAAAGAAAACGUACGGCAAUGUCGAAACGCGCACAGUGGUGCUGCACCGCGCUCGACGGGGCUUCGGCUUCGUGCUGCGCGGGGCCAAGGCGUCCUCGCCCCUCAUGGAGCUCAGGCCCUCGGAGCGGUGUCCGGGGCUACAGUACCUGGACGAUGUGGACGCUGGUGGCGUCGCGGACAGAGCGGGGCUUAAGAAGGGGGACUUUCUUAUAGCAAUAAACGGCGAAGACGUGUCGGCCGCGUCGCACGAGCAUGUGGUGGAGCUGAUCCGCGGCUCGGGGGCGCUGGUGUCCAUGACCGUCGCUUCGUUGCAUUCUACAAACGGUAACGAACUCAAUACAUGCACAGUGCCCACGAGCAAGUCACAAAACCAGCUGUCGAGCUCCGGUCGUCCGUACGCCGCGACACUGCCAAGGAAAGGUGCCGGAGGGCGGAGCCCAGCGCCGGCGCCGCCGCGGCGGGACCCGCGCACGACGCUCAGCGUGGGCCGCGCGCGCGCCAAGUCCAUGGUCGCCGGACUAGAAAAUGGCGGCGAAAAAGAAGAGAACUGCGAACCCCUCAGCGUGGCCGGCAAGUCCUCGUCGGCAGAGUCGGUGCAACACAGUAACAGCGGGACACCGCAGUCCGGCACGCCGGUGGCGCCGCGCACGGCGUCCAUCCGGCAACGACCGGCGUCCGGUCGGAUCACGGCCGCAGAGUUAGAAGAGUUAUUCCAGAGGCAAGCGGACGCGGAUACCAUCGGCGGAAACAGCGCUAUGAUGACGCGAUCGGCGUUCCAGGGAGGGUCGGCGUCGCCGCCAUACUCGCCGGCGCGGACAACUCGCGUCUACGCCUCUGUGGCUGAGAUGAAGCGUCGUGGUCCGGGGCGCGUGCCGCCGCCCGCGCACCCGCCGCCGCCGCCGCCGGGCGCGCCCGCGUCGUCGUUCCGCCCCAGCGACAGCGCCAAGCUCUACGCCUCGCCCCGCGACCUCGGGCCCGUCGCCUACCGACAGGCCGCCCCGGGCACGGUGAGUCCACUUGUUCAUACCCGCACACCCGCCGCCGCCGCCGGGCGCGCCCGCGUCGUCGUUCCGCCCCAGCGACAGCGCCAAGCUCUACGCCUCGCCCCGCGACCUCGGGCCCGUCGCCUACCGACAGGCCGCCCCGGGCACGUCCACUUGUUCAUACCCGCACACCCGCCGCCGCCGCCGGGCGCGCCCGCGUCGUCGUUCCGCCCCAGCGACAGCGCCAAGCUCUACGCCUCGCCCCGCGACCUCGGGCCCGUCGCCUACCGACAGGCCGCCCCGGGCACGGUGAGUCCACUUGUUCAUACCCGCACACCCGCCGCCGCCGCCGGGCGCGCCCGCGUCGUCGUUCCGCCCCAGCGACAGCGCCAAGCUCUACGCCUCGCCCCGCGACCUCGGGCCCGUCGCCUACCGACAGGCCGCCCCGGGCACGGCGCGCCCGCGUCGUCGUUCCGCCCCAGCGACAGCGCCAAGCUCUACGCCUCGCCCCGCGACCUCGGGCCCGUCGCCUACCGACAGGCCGCCCCGGGCACGGUGAGUCCACUUGUUCAUACCCGCACACCCGCCGCCGCCGCCGGGCGCGCCCGCGUCGUCGUUCCGCCCCAGCGACAGCGCCAAGCUCUACGCCUCGCCCCGCGACCUCGGGCCCGUCGCCUACCGACAGGCCGCCCCGGGCACGGUGAGUCCACUUGUUCAUACCCGCACACCCGCCGCCGCCGCCGGGCGCGCCCGCGUCGUCGUUCCGCCCCAGCGACAGCGCCAAGCUCUACGCCUCGCCCCGCGACCUCGGGCCCGUCGCCUACCGACAGGCCGCCCCGGGCACGGGUUCGAAAAUCGGCGUCGCUGCGGUCGUGGGCGGGCCCGGCGCGCGCGCACUCGGCGGAGGAGGCGGCGCACUACGCGCAGCCGUUCAACGCGCACGGCGUCGUGCGACAGAACUCAACGCCAGCGCCGCCGAUCCCGGAACCCGACUACAGCAUGUCGGAGUCAGACGAGGAGGCGCCCAAGCCCAAGGAGCCGCCCGCCGAGACCAGCGCCAACAGCAAUGCCAGUGGAAGCAGUUCAGGGUCCAGCUCGAUGCAGCACUCGUUCUCCGUGGACGAGAUCCAGAAGAUCCGCACGCGGCUCAAGUCGUCCAAGUCGUGCGGCGACGAGCUGUCGGCCGAGCGCGACGACGGCGACAACUCCUCGUCCGGCGUGUCGUCCGACCAGGAGGCGCAGGCCAAGCCGCCGCGCCGCGACAAGGUCUCCUUCUGCAGCUCCGUGCAGGUCAAAUCCUCAAACGACGUUAUCAGCACCGAACCCGUGCACAGCUCGUCGGAAAGCUUAGCUACACCUCCGGCUAUGCAGCGACAUAACUCGCUCACACGCAAGCGAGCCACGGCCGCUUUACUACGCGGGACUAUAGGUAGAGGGAAGUCGGCAGCGGAGCGUUUAGGCGUAGACCCGGAGAAGGCUCCGGGCAGGAGGACGCGCGCGGCCGUGUCGCUGGCGGAGCUGCCGCCGCCGCCCGAGGAGCCGGCCGGGCCGCCCGACUCGGCGCCCGUGCUGGCGCCGCCGCCGCAGUUCAGCGACCGCGUGCGCGUCGUCGCCGCCGUGCCCAAGCUCGCGCAUCUCCAGUAGACCCGAGGCCGAAGCGAGAGUGCUUCAUAUUACGACAUCUAACGUGAGAUGUCUGUCUUCUUGGGAUUUAUACAGGUCUUACUAUCUGAUGAAGCAUCUCUACUUCGGCGGCUCUAAAGUUUUGUGUGGGGCCUACCUACAAGUCGUACCCCACCGUGAGAGCGGCAGACGGGUCUGUUUUAAUUCGGGGAACUGAUCUUUAAACUCUUCCCUAGUGUGGUGUGAUCACCGACAAAUCUUAUGAUUAGGCGUUCGAGAGCGUUUCUAAUGUUUCCUUCAUAGGCUCUCGGCGACACUACAGGUAUAGCGGUGUAGGGUAGCCUCGGUAGAACGAUAGGACGUCGAUCGAGCUCACAUUGAGUCUUAUAGUGCCAAAUGCAAGGUUUCUUGUCGCAAUCUUUGUAUCUAUAGAGAAAUCAUUUCAACUUUGCCUUUAUAAAUAAUGAGGUUUCUUAUGUAGUACAAACUUGUUGUCCUUUUUCAGGCAACUGAGCUUUACUCGUAUACAUGCUAGGCGGCGUGCCUAAUAUAACACGACACAAACCAUCAGUGUGUGGGUUGGUGUGUAUAGAUCUUACAACAUUAUUUAAAAUACAAAGUUGAAAUGAUGUUCGCAUAAGUAUGUACCUAUACAUAAUUGUAUUUCAACUUACAUAUAGUCGCACGCAACGCGCGCAGAUUUUAUCCAUGAAAUUUUUUUGCAAAUGAAAUAUUAAUGUAAGCAGACCUUUUGUAAGCAAACGACUAAAAUGAAACCAAAGAAUUAUAGUAUUUAUUGUUGAGGAGUUACAUUGAUACCUAUAGUUGAAACUAAUUUUUAUACAUUCCCUUAUUAACCAGUAGAUGUAAAAUUUCAAUGUUUAAGUAUAUAUAUAAAUCGGUUUUAUUUCAUUGUUAUCUUUGUUCUUAAUCCUCCGACGUGUCAAAUUACGGUUCGUAAUCUGUACAUUUGUUUAUUUGUAUAUUUAUUUCUUAGCCUUCUUAACAUUACAACCAAGUGCCAUCGUGUCUAUGAUUUUAAAAGUAUUUUUAUAUAUAUUACUGUAAAUAUUUAACGAAAGCUAAUCCUUAAGUUUAAAAGAGUGGACUAGCGAGAUUAAAUAAUCUAUACAAAGGUAUCCGGCCAGCUGAGAAUAUAAAUAUUUAUGAAAUAAACACGAUAUUUAUGAACAUAUUCAUAUAUUUUAAAAUUAUAUAAACGGAGCUGUGUUAAUAUGAAACGACAUUGUUUAAAAAAUAUAUAUGUACGUCUUUUCUCACUAGUUCUAAUUAUAAUAGAACAAGUUCGAGAUUUUUCCAGAGUUCUAAGGAAGAAAUAUUUCUUUUGGUCGUGCUUAUAAGGUUAUUUCCUCUAAGCCGCCUUACUUUAUUACUUAAAUACUGCCCUUUUGUCAUUACCUACUGUUACGCAAGUACCUACAGUUUCACUAAUUACUAGUUUGACCAUUAAAAGAACUGCUGAGAAUAAAAUUUCCACCUUGUUCUAAUCUUUAGAACGGAAAGUGGGAACAGACUAUUCGUCCGGCCUCCCGCCUGCGUCCAACAUAUAAUAUAUUAUGAUAUUGUACAACAUAUGAUAUAUAAAUAUUCAAACAUAUUCACGGCUAGUCUACUCUUUUGACGGCAUGUGUGGGAGCUUGCUCGCUGCUUGCCCCCGACGUAGUUUCAUCCGUUCCACUAUUGUACAUUUUGUAAUCGAACCCGUCAUUUAGAUAUCUGUAGAUAUUAUCUACGAACCUAAGCACCUAUUCCACUACAACACAACAUAACAACACAGAAAGUAUUAAAGUAAAAAGCUGUCUUGAAGAACUAUCGUAAUGCGAAGCCAAAUCUUUAUUAAUUGAAUUAUUAAAUCUACAAGUACCUAUUGAUUGAUAUAGUGGAAAAGGUGCUAGAAGGGUGUAAGUAUAGGUAUGUGUGUUAUAGAUGGCCGCGCAGACUUCCUAGCAUGUGCUGCAUUCUCGUGACUUGAACGCGCGAGAACGCAACACAUGCUAGCCAUGUUAUGGCGGCACAUCGAGCUGUAACACCAAUCAGUGUUUCUACAUGUUUGUGUUUCCUAACUUCGCCUAAUGUCAUGGCGAUAAUCUCUUUACAAAUAUAAAACUGACUUUUCGUAAAAUUCUAUGUAAGAAAACUAAUGUGCAAUUUCUUAGCCUUAUUUUAUGCGAUUACGAUAUCGAAACUAUUCGUCUGCCUUAUAUUUGUAAAUGAGAAACCGUUCAUAAAGUACUGCCUAAUAUUUUAGUGCAAUAUGUGCAGCUAAAAAGAGCUUUAUGUUAACGAGUUUAUAUUGCGUUGUUUCGUUCAACGUUCGCCUCUCGGUAGCGUAGAAUUAAUAAAAUCAUUAUAGUUCUCUAUCGGUGUUAUAUAUCGUAAUCGAUUGGAAAUUAUAGCCCUUAUGGACCAGAGCAUAAGAACUUUUAAUUUCCAUUUAUAUUAUAACUGUUCGAUAGAAGGACUUGAAUGAAACGGUGUCCGGUGAACUAUGUAACUAAUAGUGCUGGCAAGCGUUUUUCGUACAUGACGAAGAAAUAAUUUAUCUUGAGUUUAACCUGUCUUCUUAUAAAUAACACGAAACCGCAGCCAAAAGUUCUCUUACAAAAUGUUAUAAGUAAAAUUUAUAUUCUCUCUAAUUUCUUUCUAUUAAAUGUUCUACCAAGAAUAACUAAGUACCAGACAUACAUUCAUGUUACUUUAAUGUUUGUCUUAUGAUAUUUCAGAAUAGAAUUUCAAUGAGAGCGUUAUUUAGAAUAUAUGGCGGCGGUGAGUAUGGUAGACUUCGCGUGACUCUCGUGAUUAUCGAGUUUGUCAAAUGGAAUGUGUAAAGACACUAAUAUCAGGAUUGGUUUAUUCAGCGGCUCAGCACUAAAGUUACAUACAUCAUGGACACCUUCUGUCAUAGUCUAGUUAAUUCUAGCUGGCGACGUAGCGUCGGACGGGUUGUAGCCUCCAUUGUAUUAUUAGCACAAUUUAUUGUUCAUUAUUUCGUUAUAAUCGUCUUGUCAUUAUUUUAAGUUGUAUAAAUGUAUUUUCUACUUAAGAUAUAGCUAGGUAGUGGUAAUUAUAUUAGGGCAAUAUUUGAUUGUAGGAUAAAUGAGCAUAGGACCGCCCUUCCUACCGCUGGAGAAACACUCGCUACAUUCUCGCUACGUUCUCGCACUUCGGGAUGGUCGAGCGAGAAUCGUACGACUUUCGCCGUGGUAGGUCCGAGAGUAAUUUUGUAUAAUACCAUCGUGUUUUGCGUUUCAUUUGAAUCUCAGUAUCGGACGUAUAAUUACAUUUUGGUAUACUUUCAAAUGAAAAAUUAAAUGUUUCAUCACUA